Messenger RNA from Tigriopus californicus, 2248 nucleotides. RefSeq lists its product as uncharacterized. The coding region runs from base 305 to 2152 and encodes 615 amino acids. Lineage: Eukaryota; Metazoa; Arthropoda; Copepoda; Harpacticoida; Harpacticidae. Gene Ontology annotation, biological process: biosynthetic process. The record is from RefSeq and is a predicted model, not a curated record. The transcript has 6 exons. Gene Ontology annotation, molecular function: ATP binding; glucuronokinase activity.
GUCCCUUCUGAAGGUUGUGAGCUUCUGCCAACCCAAAACCAAAUCAUAACAAACAGUCGACUUUAACUUCGGUUCUAUACCGCGAGGUGGCAGGAUUCCCUGGACUACGUAUGGAGUAGCCGAGUAACCUGUCCUCGAUUGUGAAUCGCAGAGGGGAUGCCUGAGGAUGACAACACCUCUAUCUAUCUAGCGUUGCUUUUGAGCCAGAUGAAUUGUUUGGGAUCACAAGUGGUUGCCAAAACUCUUCAGUCUACGGCGUGGUUGUCGCAGUGAGAGAAGGACACUCACUAGCUUGUAUUUGAGAAUGAUCUGCGUCUUAUUGGUGGCCGGGCAUCAACCCCAAUUGGAUUGGGAUGUAAAACAGGAUAUUUCGGGUCGCUAUGUCCAUUUAGAGGGGGUACCCAAAGCUCUUUUGCCUGGCGUGGGAGGGAAAAAGAUCUUGGAUUCUUGGUGGGAACUCAUCAAACACAGACAAAUCUUCAAUGAGGUGUUUCUGGUGACCAAUGCUGAUAAGAUCAAACAUUUCGAGCGAUGGGCUACAGCGUCGGAUUUUCCCGUCCAAAACAUCAUCAACGACGGGACCACCUCCAGAGAAACCAGAAUUGGAGCCAUCGCUGAUCUUCAGCUAUGUCUCAAGGUGAAGAAGAUUCGGAAUCAACCGAUCAUGGUCAUCGCCGGGGACAUUCUCUUCCAGGACCAAAAAUUCGACUUGGCUCAAGUGACCAACUUCCACGGCACCAAAGCUGACGGGGACCUUGCCAUCUACUACGAGCUUGGCAACGAUGAAAGGAUUGAAACUCGAGGGAUCAUUGAAGUCUGUCCCUUUACCAACCGAAUCGUCAAGUUUUGGGAGAAACCGUCCCCCGACCAAACCAUCUCCAGGAAUGCGAGUGUUCCAUUCUACUGCUUCCAACCAGACACAAUAGCCAAAAUUGACGAGUAUCUGAGCAUGUUCCCGGGACGACACGACCUUUGCUUUGGGGAUCUCUUGUCGUGGUUGGUAAAUGACAAGGAUCAUUUGAUCUAUGCCAUGAAAUUGCCCAGUGGGUUCCAACUUAUUGGACAAACUACCUUGGAAGAUUACGACGCGUGGAUUCAGUAUUUUACGCAGCAAGAAAAAAACGAUGUUCGCACCAGACGAAUAUCAAAGCGGGCUUAUGCUCGAGUGGGACUUGUUGGCAAUCCAUCUGAUGGUUUCUUCGGAAAGACAAUUUCCAUGUCUAUCAAGAAUUUUUGGGCAGAAGUCACCAUAUCCGAGAGCAACAAGCUGGUUCUCAUCCCACAUCCAUUAUGUGACCCCACAGAGUUUGGAAGUUUAGCUGACUUGCAUGGGAUCUCUACCAAGGAAGGUUAUCUGGGAGGACUUCGACUGCUACAGGCCACUUGUAAAAAGUUUUAUCAUUUUUGCUCAACACGAGGAAUCGCGCUUGGAAAACGAAAUUUCUCAUUGAAAUAUGACACUAACAUUCCCCGCCAAGUGGGAUUGGCUGGUUCCAGUGCCAUCGUGACGGCAACACUUAAGUGUUUAAUGGCCUUUUUUCGCAUCACGGAGAAGGACAUACCCAAGGAUAUCCAGCCUCAAUUCAUAAUGGAAGUAGAAGUCUCCGAAUUGUUCAUCAAUGCGGGCCUUCAAGAUCGCGUGGUCCAAGUGUACGAAGGUCUCGUGUUUAUGGACUUCGAUAAGGAUCUAAUGGGAUCCCAAGGGUUUGGGUUGUACGAAAACUUGUCGGUUCAGGACUUGCCUUCUUUUUUCAUUUGCUACUCGAGUAAUGGAAGCGAUUCAGGCAAGAUUCAUUCCGAUGUGCGGAAAAGAUUCGAUCAAGGCGAUCCAGAGGUUGUGAACGCCAUGGAGGCCUUUGCCGAGUUGACAAAGAAAGCCAAGAGAGCGGUUCAAGAUGGAAAUUGGCCUUGCAUCGCUCAAUUGAUGAAAGACAACUUUGCCCUUAGGCGGUCAAUUUACGGAGAUACUUGUCUUGGGGCGGAUAACAUCAAGAUGGUUGACAUUGGUUGUAGAUUUGGAGCGGCUUGCAAAUUUCCAGGCAGUGGUGGUGCUGUGGUUGGUCUUUUGUUAGAUCAUUCACGUUGGGAAGAGAUGAAAUCCACGUAUGAAGAGGAAGGAUUUGUGUUUGUGAGAGUGAUCCCCAAUGUAUGAUGCUCAUUGGCAUCAAUCAUAUGGCAAAGACUUCAGCAUCUCAUUUUAAGUGACAAUGGUUCAUUUGAUUCAAAGAAUAAAUUGGAUUUGCUUGGA